Haemonchus placei is the source of this 360-nucleotide messenger RNA. NCBI's taxonomy places the organism in Eukaryota, Metazoa, Nematoda, Chromadorea, Rhabditida, Trichostrongylidae. The record is from the annotation of a GenBank genome assembly.
AAUUAUACCUCUGUUUUCAGAAGUGUUAUCCUUUUCGCAAGCUCUUUCCAUGCCGCUUCAUCAGCUGCCAUAUGCUUUUUCAUACCCCACGUGAAAUUUGAUGCAGUCUCCAGAACAUUUUCCAGCGUUUCCAAAUAGUUAUCCGAAACUUCAUCACCAGGUGGUUCGGAAAUAAUUGCUUGAAGCUGGGGAUUAUCAGAACCCAAAGAUGCACCAAUAUCGGUUCUUUCACCACCGUGUGAUGAUUGUGACAAUUUCGCUUUUUCAGCUGCUUCCGCCGGAGUUUCCUUGCCACUUUUGCUACUGAGCGUCUUUGAUGGCAAGCUUUUUUCGGUUUGCGUUUUUUCAGUCUUCGCCUGA